Molecule: messenger RNA, 810 nt
Organism: Cryptosporidium ubiquitum
Lineage: Eukaryota; Apicomplexa; Conoidasida; Eucoccidiorida; Cryptosporidiidae
Exons: 4
Coding region: 1-810 (269 amino acids)
Biological process (GO): TRAMP-dependent tRNA surveillance pathway; U4 snRNA 3'-end processing; poly(A)-dependent snoRNA 3'-end processing
Cellular component (GO): cytoplasmic exosome (RNase complex); nuclear exosome (RNase complex)
Molecular function (GO): RNA binding
Source: RefSeq, a predicted model, not a curated record
AUGAAGAUUAACAUAAUAAAAUGGGAAGAUUCCGAUUUAAAUUUAUUUAGCAACGAAUAUGGAGAAAUAGUCCGUGAAAAAACGGUUAUUCCUGGAGACUUAAUUCAAACUGAACCAAACUAUAUCAGGAGCUCUAGAUUAAUUUCUACAGCGUGUGGAUAUCUUGAAAGUCUUAAUAAAUUAAUAUAUACUAAGCCUUUGGGUGGUAGGUACAGUGCUGAAGUUGGGGAUAUUGUAGUUGGAAGAGUUGUAGAAGUAUCGAACAAGAAGUGGCUAAUUGACAUAUGCUCCACUCAAUUUGCGCAAUUAUCUCUGGCUGCAAUUAGUCUUCCUGGGUCUGUCCAAAGAAGACGAACAGAAGAAGAUUCAUUAUAUAUGAAGUCUAUUUUAGAUGAAGGCGAUGUGAUUUGUACAGAAGUGCAGCGAAUUCAAAGUGAAGGUAUUUGUCAUCUUCACACUAGAAGUGCGAAGUAUGGAAGACUUGCAAAUGGAAUGCUUGUCAAGGUACCAAAUAAGUUAAUUCAGAGACAGGCACAACAUAUUGUUAAACUUAAAUAUGGAAUACAGCUUAUUCUUGGGUUAAAUGGAUAUGUCUGGAUAUCUCUCCCGUUUGAACAUUCACAUACAGAUACCCUUAACUAUUCCUCAUCGUCUGUAAAACCAGAAGUUGUGAACACAAAUAUAAGGAAGUCAAUGGUGAUAUUGGCAUUUAUAAUUAAACUCUUUGGUUCAAAUAAUAUACAAAUAACUCCAGAGCGAAUUUGUAAAGUAUUUGAUCAUUUUUCAGUAUUAAACUUAUCAUUUAAGUAA